Messenger RNA from Penicillium verrucosum, 879 nucleotides. RefSeq names its product tyrosine-protein phosphatase. The coding region runs from base 1 to 879 and encodes 292 amino acids. The transcript has 2 exons. Lineage: Eukaryota; Fungi; Ascomycota; Eurotiomycetes; Eurotiales; Aspergillaceae. Gene Ontology annotation, molecular function: phosphoprotein phosphatase activity. Gene Ontology annotation, biological process: dephosphorylation. The record is from RefSeq and is a predicted model, not a curated record.
AUGCAUGAAACCGAUCAAAUCCGCGAGGUAUUAAACACCGACAUCAGAACUCCCAUCCCGCAGGCACUCGUAGCCCGGAUCACAUCACUGCCACCAUUUAUCCCUAUACAAGGUGUCACCAACUUUCGUGACGUGAGUCACGAUAACAACAAACUACGCCCGGGGUUCGUUUAUAGGUCCGGAAACUUGUCCGACAUCUGGGGCCCCGGGAAAUCGAUCAUCGCAACUCAAUUGGGCAUCACCACUAUUUUCGACCUCCGGAAUGAAGGCGAGCGACAAAAAGCCCCCGCACCUUCUAUCACCGGAGUCAAGACGAUAUGGUUACCAUACGGGGCUCGACCGGCUACUUUGAAUCUCCGCGAUUUCGCAGGUCCAGACAGGGGCGCGGCAGGGUUCGUGAAGAUGUACUUCGGGAUCCUCGAGGCGGCUGCCCCAUCUUUCACUGAGAUAUUCAAGCAUAUCAGAGAUAACCCGGACGAUCCGUUCAUCGUUCAUUGCUCGGCCGGGAAAGAUCGCACAGGUGUCUUCGCCGCCCUCAUCCUCCUCUUGAUAAAUAGACCUCAUGACGAUAUUAUUAACGAUUACAUCCUCACUCGAGUUGGACUGGAAAGCGCUCGGGAGAAUCUUAUGCAGGCAUUUGCGAUAAAUUUGGGUGGUGGAGUCGGCACCGGCCAGUUGACUCCGGAGGAACUGGGUAUGCUCGAACUGUGUGGUGUUCGAGCUACUUCCAUGGCAGCUUUCCUGGUAUCAUUUGAGAGCACGUAUAAAAAUGGCGCUGAGGGCUAUCUCAUUGAUGGUCUUGGGUUUACACAGAGUGAUGUGUCGAUGAUGCGUAAGAACCUGACAGUGGAUCAACUGGAGACGUCUGUACAAAUAUAA